ACAGGGAUAACAUGUAUGCAGCACUGAAAUUUGCCUUUAUGCCUUUUGCAAGAUCCCUUGCGAAGGUGCACUACAGUUCAGGAGUCAGCAUCAAGCUUCUGCCCAGUUACAAGUGCUCAUUCGAAGACCCGGUGCAUGUGAUGGUGAGCGGCUUAAAUCCACAUCAACGUGUGAAUCUGCGCUCCAAAAUCACGGAUGAAGGUGGACGUGAUUUCAAGGCUUCAGCGAUCUACCUAGCAGAUGACAAUGGCCAAAUUGACCUCAAGCGCGACUCUUCUGCUGGCGGGAGCUUUUCUGGAGUGGAACCGAUGGGUUUAUUCUGGGCUCUGAAAGCAGAUCUAUUAAGCUGCAAGUUCAAGCUGAAAGAUGUGACGCGUCCAGCUCUUGUUGACAUUGAGGUUGUCGGUGAGGAUGAGAAAGUCCUGGCCAAAGUGACCAACGAGAGACACUGCCUGAGCGAGGGUGUCCGGAGAAGUCUUGUCACCGAAGGAAGGAUCAGAGGGACUCUUUUUAUGCCCACUGGUAAUGGACCAUUUCCUGGGAUUUUGGAUACUUACAUACUUAAAGGAGGUCCUUUUGAGUUGAGAGCAGCUCUGCUGGCAAAGAGAGGCUUUGCAGUUUUAGCCUUGGCCUACCAAAACUACCAGGAUUUACCCAAAAAAGCUGACAAAUUUCACCUGGAGUACUUUGAAGAAGGUCUAGAUUUCCUACGCCGACAGCCAGAGGUGAAAGGUCAAAAAAUCGGCCUUCUGUCCAUAUCAAAGAGUGGAGAUCUCGCUUUGUCCAUGUCAACGUUUCUGCCGGACAUAACAGCUGCUGUUUGGAUCAACGGAUGCAAUGCCAACAGCCUGAUCCCGCUCUACUACAAAGACAUGUACAUUCCACCUCUCACGCUUGACUUUAAGAAAAAGAAAAUGACAGCAUUAGGCCUCGUAGACAUGCUAGAGGUUGUGAAUGACCCGAUGUCUAAAGAAGGUCUUCCUACUGUUAUUCCCAUCGAGCGUGCCUCUGCUAGUUUCAUGUUCAUCGCUUCAGAAGCUGACAUGAACUGGCGGAGCGUCUAUCAUGCAAAGUUAGCAUGCGACAGGCUCAAAGCACAUGGGAAAAACAACUAUGAGCUGGUGAAGUAUGAAAAAGCUGGUCACUUUAUCGAGGUGCCCUACAUGCCAUUUUGUCUGGCUGCAUUUCAUGGCGUACUUGAGCAACCGGUUUUGUUUGGCGGGGAACCCAAAGCUCAUUCAGAGGCACAGGUGGAUGCCUGGCAAAGGAUUAUCAUAUUCUUUAAAAGAACCCUCGGCAGCUGAGCUGUAAGGGAAUAUACACUAUAGCCAUGACAUCCAAUUAUAGUGCUGGCCUGAAUUACAUCUCUUUAUAUUUUUAGCACUGAUUAUAUUCAGUGCUAAAAAUAUAAUCACACCAGUAAUGUUUUGCUCUUAAGUUUACUGAUGCCUACAUAUUAAAAUGAUUUCUGCAAAAUUGUUACAAACAAAAUCCAUAUGGGAUGAAUUUAAACAUUCAUUUAUUUUCCUUCAGCCUAGUCUCUUUAUUAAUUAGGGGUCACCACAGCGGAAACAACCGCCAACUUAUCCAGCAAAAGUUUUAUGUAACAGUACUGGGAAACACCCAUACACUCUCACUCAGUUUAGAUUUUAGAUUUUAUAUUUUACAGUUUAAUAAAAUAAAAUAAAAUGAAUAAAAUAAGCUGAUUAUUUUUUUUAUUUUAUGUUUAGGUCAAUUACAGCUUCUGAGUUGUGUUUGUUAAAGUCAUAAGUGUCUUGCAGUGCUGCUUCUGCAAUAAACGGUGAGCAAAUUACCUUUCAACAA
This is a messenger RNA of Danio rerio (zebrafish), 1824 nucleotides long. RefSeq names its product acyl-CoA thioesterase 22 (gene acot22). Gene Ontology annotation, biological process: acyl-CoA metabolic process. Gene Ontology annotation, molecular function: thiolester hydrolase activity. The record is from RefSeq and is marked provisional. NCBI's taxonomy places the organism in Eukaryota, Metazoa, Chordata, Actinopteri, Cypriniformes, Danionidae.